AUGUUCAACAUGUCUAUCAGUGACCCAGAUUUCAAAAGGGAUGGGAAAAAGAAUAAAGACAAAAGGCCCCGGCCACUGGAGAAAUCAAGCACAGCCUGUGGUAGCAGAAGCCAUCAAGCAUCAUGGCUGGAAAAAAAAUACCAUCAGAACUACAGGACUAAGAAGCAGACCAUCUACAGAUCCAUCAGAACAGAGCUGCAGUUCCCUGUGACCCACGUGGACCGCCUCCUGAGACAAGAUCACUAUGCCCAGCGUCUAAGCUUUUUUACACCCGUUUUCCUGGCUGGUGUCCUUGAGUACCUAACAGCUAAAAUCCUGGAUCUGGCAGCUCAGAAGGCCGAGAGCAACCGCAGGGCACACAUCACCCCGGAUCAUGUGAAGAAGGUGCUGGAACAGAACCCGCAGCUCUGCCGCCUCUUCAAGGCUAACACCAAAUCCCUGGGAACUGACAAGGCCUACAAGAGUAGGAAGUAAUGGUGCCUGGGUCUCCAGCCCUGGUGGGACUUCCAUCAAGUGUCUCACUCAGCUCCAAAAUCCCAUAGAGGAGGGAGCCUGUG
Marmota monax (woodchuck) is the source of this 557-nucleotide messenger RNA. Its product is annotated as histone H2A-Bbd type 1. The transcript has 2 exons. The record is from RefSeq and is a predicted model, not a curated record. Gene Ontology annotation, cellular component: nucleosome. Gene Ontology annotation, molecular function: structural constituent of chromatin; protein heterodimerization activity; DNA binding. NCBI's taxonomy places the organism in Eukaryota, Metazoa, Chordata, Mammalia, Rodentia, Sciuridae. The coding region runs from base 1 to 474 and encodes 157 amino acids.